This is a messenger RNA of Musa acuminata subsp. malaccensis (wild Malaysian banana), 1838 nucleotides long. Lineage: Eukaryota; Viridiplantae; Streptophyta; Magnoliopsida; Zingiberales; Musaceae. The record is from RefSeq and is a predicted model, not a curated record.
AACGGCAUCGCAGCGGCCGAUUGCUGCAAGUGCUUGAUCGAGCUUGAGCUUCGCUCAUUAAUCGCCGUUUCCUCGCCAAUCGUUCGAAGCAAACCAGUGCAUUCGCUCUUUCUCGGUUCUCUUCUCACGUAUCGCGGUUUCCUUCGUUCGUCGAAGUCGCUCGCCGCUCAUCCCCCGCAGCCGGAGGCUUGCGGAGGAGGAGAAAGAGACACUGAAACCUUGAGAGUUUUGACGUCCUCGCACGGCGCUUUCUUUCCAUGUGGCCUGCCGUCUCUUCGCUUCUUCAUCGAUGAAGGAAAUGAUGAUUCAACAAAUGAGUCAAUGCUUCUGCUUCCAAAGAGAACAUUCCAGCCAAGCCAUGUUAAGCGCAAGAGGACUCAUGGUUACCUUCAAUGGAAGUCUACCAAGGGUGGGCGUAAGGUCAUCGCUCGCAGGUUGGCAAAGGGCAGAGCAAGGAUUGCGGUCGAGGAUGUUGCUGUAACUAGUCAGAUGGAUGCGGGUGGUACAGGAUCAUGCCAUGGCGACUCCAUAUCUCCAUGAUCCGAGAUGUUGAGAUCAGAUGCUCAGUAUUACUGCAAAGUUUUAGUGUUAAAAAUAGGAAAUUUCUUGCUGCAACUAUUAUUUGUAAACUUGUCAUUGGGUGUUCUUCAUCUAUUUUCCAAUAUUUCUUUUGGUUCAAUUUACAUUGACAUGGAGAAUUUCAAAUGGAUGUUGUUAUGAAUAAUUUUGUUUUACACAAAGAUAGCUUUAUGAAGAGAAAUGGAUGAAGAGGCAUGCCUUGUAGUGUUUAUUAACCAUCUCUCCUCAUCUUGAAGUGUAUACAGGUUCAAAUAUUUGACCCAGGUAAUUCUCCUGGUGGGGAUUAUGACGUGCAUCCAAGGGAUUCUCCAUUGUGUUGAUGCGGGUGCUCCAAAUCAGAGUCCGACAGUACUAUCUCCUCUGAGGUUUGGCCAACUUCUACAGAUCUCACCAAUGUGCAUCAUGCUUCUUGGAUUGAGGGAGACAAAGAAGCAAAGGUGUCAUUGUACCAAGUAGGACUAUGUCCUGUAGCUCAAUAGCAGGCCCCCAAAUAAGGUUUGCUGACUCUCUCCUCUGAAAGCUGCACUUUGUUGGAUGUACUGCAUUAUUUGAGUUGUGCGCCUCACAAGCCAGGACAUGGAUCCUUGCCAUCGAACAGAUAAGAAAUCUGCGGCCUGCAAAAGCCAUCAAGAUGCUAAUGGCUACCUGCCUUUGAUGCAUAUUGGCAUUCUGCUGCAGAAUAAGGCAAGUAAGGUGGAUCCAACAAAGCUGGGAGUUCAAAACAUCAUACAUCAGUAUAAUACACAGUGAAAUUCCUAGUAUUGUCUUCACUGGCUGUUCAUGGAUCACAAGCAGCUCACCCUGUGGUCUGGAUGGAGACAAGCUCUUCUUCAACAAUUUCCAUCUCCCACCUGCACACGCAGAGAGGAUAAGAGAGGAUCAGUGACACAACACACGCCAAGGUAAAAUGAUUGAUAGCAGGGCUGGGCUGUGCUGUGCCAAAGAAACUUUUCCCUGCCCACUUGCCUGCUAAAUGGCAAAUCUGUGUCUGCGCCUAAUACAAUGCAGAAACAAAGAAAGAAACAAAAGCUUGAAAUGCCUCUUCUGCCUUCAGAUCUACCUCCAUCCUCCGCAUUCCUAUGGCUCUCUGAAACUUGCAGCAGUACAUGACAAUGAAUUAUAGGGUGGCAUCUUGGAAUCUAAUAUGUUGUACUUCACCCUUAUAUCUGCCGUUCAUUCUCACUGUUUUUGUUUCCAUAUGAAGGUUUAACCCAUUGUUAUGUUGUUAUCUGUUCCUUUUCUUAUCAUCUCUUCCCCAG